AUGGAUGAACCCUCGGAGGCCGCAGCCCCGGGCCCGGUGGCUUCGAUUCUCAAGGGGGUUUUGACACUGGCGGUGGCCUUUGCGCCCUUUCUGACCGCCUUCGUUGGACCCAAGCUAGUCCGCCUUUUGGGCGCCGGUCUUGGCUGGAUUUUAAAGAAGAAGACCGAAGGCAGACGGGCGCUACUUCUCUCUCUUAUGAAUGACAGUGAUGCCAAGUUGGCAGAGCAGACCAAGGACCAGGAGACUGCUAAGGAGAAAGGUCCUGGUGCGAGUAAGGGAGCAUCAGAGAGCCAGAAUGAGUGGGACGGAAUUGUUGGCUUUUUCCACCCCUUCUGCAAUGCUGGAGGUGGCGGAGAGCGAGUGCUUUGGGCAGCUAUCAGGGCUACACAAAACCACUACCCCAAAGCCAAGUGUGUGGUAUACACAGGAGAUCAUGAAGUGAACAAAGAACAGAUCCUGUCUCGAGUCAAGAGCAGGUUUAACAUCAACCUACAUGCCCCUACAGUCCAGUUUCUGUAUCUCUCGAAGCGCCAAUGGGUUCUCAGCUCUACAUGGCCUCACUUUACCCUCCUUGGUCAGUCCCUCGGUUCAGUAGUGCUGGGCUGGGACGCAUUCUCUCUGCUGGUCCCUGAUAUCUUCAUCGAUACAAUGGGGUAUGCCUUCACGCUCGGACUGGCCAAACUGCUCUUCCCUCGUAUGCCAACAGGUGCCUAUGUCCACUAUCCCACGAUAUCCACGGAUAUGCUGGACUCCCUGGAUCCCAAUUCGGCCGUCGGCUCUCUCGGAGUGAAUGCCGGAAGGGGUGUUGGCACUCGGGGCUCGUUAAAGAAGGCAUACUGGCAGCUGUUUGCUCGCAUCUAUUCCUGGGUAGGGUCCUCCAUCGACGUGGUCAUGACAAACUCAACCUGGACCUCCGCCCAUAUAAAGUCACUAUGGGGCCCCUUGCGUGCCGAGAAGGACAAGGGCCACCCCAUCACCGCGGUCUACCCGCCCUGCGCAGUGGAGGAGAUGGAGCAGGAGGUGGAGGUAUCUGAAGCGAGCGAGAAGCAGCGCCAGAACGCGAUAGUCUACAUCGCUCAGUUCCGACCGGAGAAGAACCACCAGCUCAUCAUCCAGUCCUUUGCCAAAUUCAUCAAGUCGGGAACCGAGGCUGCUGAGGAUGCGAAGCUGGUGUUGAUCGGCAGCGUCCGGGGCGACCAGGAUAAGAAGAGAGUGUACGAACUUCGACUAAUGGUGAACGAGCUGCACAUUAAGGACCGUGUCGAAUUCCACCUUGAUGCCUCGUGGCCAGAGAUCCUGGAAUGGCUCCGCAAGGCAUCCGUCGGCGUCAACGGCAUGUGGAACGAGCAUUUCGGCAUUGGCGUGGUCGAGUAUCAGGCCGCCGGCCUUAUUUCCGUUGUUCACAAUAGCGGUGGCCCCAAGCUGGAUAUUGUCAUUGAGAUUGAUGGCGAGCCCACAGGAUUCCAUGCUACAUCGGUGGAGGAGUUCGCCGAGGGCUAUGAGAAGGCCCUCUCGCUUCCCGACCCUCUGGCCGUCCGUCUUCGAGCUCGGAAGUCUGCAAAGCGAUUCACAGAGGAGGAAUUUGCCCGCCAAUGGCUGAUCCACCUGGAUCGGCUGGUGGCUCUGGCGCACUAA
This is a messenger RNA of Clonostachys rhizophaga, 1635 nucleotides long. The record is from the annotation of a GenBank genome assembly. Lineage: Eukaryota; Fungi; Ascomycota; Sordariomycetes; Hypocreales; Bionectriaceae.